AUGGCGGCGGCUCCUCACGCCCCGUCGGUGGAGGCGCUGGCUGAAGGAGACCCCGAACAGAAGCUCCUUAAGCAGGUAGGCCGCGAUCCCGCCUGACCACUCCCCCUCCUUAUUCCCUCUCACCCUCCUUAUUCCGCAUGAGUUGUUCAGAUCCGGGGCCACGAGGUCGCCGUCGUGGAGCUCAAUAGCCUCCACCCCAACCGGGUAAGCGGAAUCUCCUCUCGACCUUUCUUUUCUUCCUGUUAAUUCGGGGAUCCGCGUUGACUUAGGGAGUCAGAGAUUCUGAGUUGAGACAAGAGGGGUGAGUUGCUUCUACUUGUUCAUUCUCGCAGGCUGUGUAUCAGAGAAACGGCAUUAUCUACUUCAGGAAGGAAGUUAAGGUGGCAACAGCUUUUGAGCAGAGUAAGCAAGGCGUCGCCUCAAAAAACGAGCUUCUUUCGUUUUUUCCUUUUCGUCGCUUUUCCGGUGCUCACCCAUUUCAAAUCUGUCUUUCAGAACAACUAGAACUUUCAAAAUCUCUGCUUCAGAAGCUGAGAGGAGCCUGACAGAGAGCGCGAAUUUCUUCUGCGACUCUGGGAUAAUACCCUGUGGAGUAACUGUACCCUUACAAGGGGUUUUGAGCAUGGUAUGGCAACUAUUCGCGGCGAUUAGAAGACACUCUGAAAUGUGA
Messenger RNA from Spirodela intermedia, 670 nucleotides. Lineage: Eukaryota; Viridiplantae; Streptophyta; Magnoliopsida; Alismatales; Araceae. The record is from the annotation of a GenBank genome assembly.